AUGGCUCCCGUCGGUGCUGCGCUGUGGCGCUCAUUGCGCGCUCACCAGGUCUAUGGUGCUAACACGGACGUGGGCAAGACGAUUGUCUCCACGGUGUUGUGCAAUGCCAUCCAGCGCCAGAACCAGAAGGCGGCAUUCCUAAAGCCCGUGUCGACGGGGGCAUUGGACGAUGCGGAUGACCGGCAUUUGCAUCGCUAUGCCGGGGGGACUCUGACCAAGUGCCUCUACCAAUUCGAUGAGCCGGUCAGCCCGCAUAUUGCGGCCAAGCAAAAAACUAUUCCUCGAGACGACGAUCUGCUCGCGUCAAUCCAUAAGACACUUUCGGGCUGGGCACAGUCCAACAUCGACUUUGCCCUGGUGGAAACCGCCGGGGGUGUUCACUCUCCAGGUCCCAAUGGGAAUUCCCAAGCAGACCUCUACCGUCCACUCCGACUGCCGAUCGUCCUGGUGGCAGACUCUCGUUUGGGAGGCAUUUCUUCAUCUAUCUCAGCAUACGAGUCGCUGCUGCUCCGUGGAUAUGACAUCCAAUCGGUUCUUCUCUUCCGAGAUGAGUAUUAUAAGAAUCACGAGUAUCUUCAUGAUUAUUUCCGGAAUAAAAGCAUCCCACUGGUUGGGCUACCCGCGCCCCCUACCAGACCGGCAGAGCUGGACGCUAGUUCCCAAUCUCGGGACGAGGAGGCUAUGGCCACCUACUACGGAAAGGUCUCGCAGGAAUCGGAUAUUUCGCGGCUUCUUGAAGAGAUGUCGCUGAAAAACACCGAGCGGGUCCAACGCCUCGAAGAGAUGGCUGACCGAGCCCGAGAUGUGAUUUGGUACCCCUUCACGCAACAUCAAGGGAUGCAAGCCAAGGAUAUCACCGUGAUUGACUCGGCCCAUGAUGACUAUUUCCAGACCUUCGGCACUGAGCGUUCUACCUCCAGCAGUCAGCUACAGCCUACUUUCGACGGGUCGGCAUCCUGGUGGACCCAGGGCUUGGGCCAUGGAAACCCGGAAUUGUCUCUGUCGGCUGCCUACGCUGCCGGUCGCUAUGGCCAUGUUAUGUUCGCAGGGGCCGUGCAUGAGCCUGCGCUCUCGCUCGCGGAUCGACUGUUGCAAACGAUUGACAACCCUCGAUUCACCAAGGUGUUUUACACUGAUAAUGGCAGCACGGGCAUGGAAGUGGCCGUGAAGAUGGGUCUUCGGGCAGCGUGCGCACGCUAUGGCUGGGAUGCCAGCCAAGAGCAAGUCAGCAUCUUGGGACUCAAGGGUAGCUACCACGGCGACACGAUCGGCGUGAUGGACUGCUCGGAGCCGUCGACAUUUAACCAAAAGGUCGAGUGGUACCGAGGCCGCGGCCACUGGUUCGAUUUCCCUGUGGUCAAGAUGACUGGUGGGACAUGGAAGGUCGAGGUGCCCGAGGAUCUCCAGACGGACUUGGGCCUGGCUCAGGAGUUUGCUUCCUUGGGGUCUGUGUUCGACCUUGACCAGCGGGUCGAGUCACCUACUGGACGACGCUACAAAGAUUAUAUCAGGCGCACCAUCGAAGAUCUGGUGCACCGCCAGGGCAUGAAGUUCGGCGCUCUGAUUCUGGAACCUGUUAUUCUGGGUGCGGGUGGAAUGCUCUUCUGUGACCCGCUCUUCCAGAGAUGCCUGACAGACGUCGUGCGUGACCACCCAGAGUUAUUCUCUGCCAAGGGCUCUUCCCCCAAACAAUCACCAUCGUGGUCAGGGCUGCCCAUUGUUUUUGACGAAGUUUUCACGGGUCUCUACCGACUCGGUCGCCGAACCGCAGCAUCUUUUCUGGGGGUGCAUCCCGACAUCGCUGUGAAUGCUAAGCUUCUAACUGGUGGCCUGAUCCCGCUCUGUACCACCGUCGCCAGCCAGGAGAUCUUUGACUCCUUCUCCAGCCCCGAAAAGAGCGAUGCUCUCCUCCACGGCCACAGCUACACUGCGCACGCAGUCGGGUGCACAGUGGCAGUUGACUCGCUACGGGCUAUGGCCAAACUCGAAGGGGACGGGUCAUGGGAUGGAUACCGCGCAGACUGGCGCGGUAGUAACCCCGUUAGAGGGGAGAUGUCGGCCCCGGAUGUGUGGAGUGUGUGGUCCCAUGGUCUACUGCAGGAUCUCUCCAGUGCACAAAGCGUGGAAAGUGUUUUUGCGCUUGGAACUGUGCUCAGUAUUUCACUGCGCGAUGCGCAGGGCGGUGGAUACACGUCUACUGCCGCUAAAGGGCUGCAGCAAAGACUCGCUGUCGGGGGCGACCAGUUCAAUGUGCAUUCUCGAGUCCUCGGCAAUGUACUCUACCUCAUGUCGAGCGUGACGUCGAAACCAGAGUCUCUGCGGGAGAUGGAGGCCUUGUUGCGGUCUGCGCUACUGUAA
Molecule: messenger RNA, 2358 nt
Organism: Penicillium alfredii
Lineage: Eukaryota; Fungi; Ascomycota; Eurotiomycetes; Eurotiales; Aspergillaceae
Gene: bioDA
Product: adenosylmethionine-8-amino-7-oxononanoate aminotransferase
Exons: 5
Coding region: 1-2358 (785 amino acids)
Biological process (GO): biotin biosynthetic process
Cellular component (GO): mitochondrion
Molecular function (GO): dethiobiotin synthase activity; S-adenosyl-L-methionine:8-amino-7-oxononanoate transaminase activity; pyridoxal phosphate binding
Source: RefSeq, a predicted model, not a curated record